UCCGCGCCGCCCAACAUGCUCGCCGGGGCGCCGGCCGCGCGCGGGCUCCUGCGGCUGCUGCUGCCGCUGCUGCCGCUGCCUCAGGUGACGCCCGGUUCCGCGGCCGGCGGCUGUGAGCCCUCCGACCAGUGCCCGCCGCCCGCCCGCUGGAGCAGCCUGUGGCACGUGGGGCUCGUCCUGCUCGCCAUCCUACUGCUGCUGCUGUGCGGGGUCACGGCCAGCUGCGUGCGCUUCUGCUGCCUCCGCAAGCGGGCCCGCCCCCGGCCCCUGCCCCCGGCGCCUCCGGCCUGCGACCUGGCCCUCUUCCCCGGGGACGGCGACAGCCCGGCGCACAGCACCGUGACCUCCUACAGCUCCGUGCAGCACCCGCUGGGCAUGCGGCUGCCCCUGCCCUUCCCGGAGCUGGACCUGGACGCCAUGACCCCGCCCGCCUACAGCCCCGUCUACACCCUGGAGCUGCCCCCCUCCUAUGACGAGGCUGUGAGGAUGGCCAAACCCGGACAGGAGGAGCCGCCGCCUCCGUAGCCUCGGCCCCUCCCCGCAGCUCGGCCCCGGGCCUCCCGGAGGGCGGGGGGGCGGAGUCUCCAAGCCCAGCACCCCCAGCCGUCACCCUGGUGUCUCUGAGGGGGUGGGGAAGGUCUCCCAACGCCACCAGCCACCCUGUGCUCCUGGGAGACCCCAGCCCCCUCCCCAUCCUUC
Messenger RNA from Pipistrellus kuhlii (Kuhl's pipistrelle), 699 nucleotides. RefSeq names its product transmembrane protein 52 (gene TMEM52). Lineage: Eukaryota; Metazoa; Chordata; Mammalia; Chiroptera; Vespertilionidae. Bases 16 to 525 code for a protein of 169 amino acids. The transcript has 5 exons. The record is from RefSeq and is a predicted model, not a curated record.